CGGGUCACAUUUUGUCCACAUGUCCAACCCUCCAGAAGACUUGAGCACUUCGGGGAACAAACGGGUUUCCUUUUUUUCAUGAGAGCCCGUUUACCUUCAGUCUGUCUGCUGGGCGGAGGGAGUCAGGAGUUUGUUCACGGAGAAACCUAUUGAUUUUUUACGCUCAUGGCAGUUCAGAAAACAUAAAAAACAAUAGUCUGGAGUGUGGAAGGGAACGAUUUUUUAAAAAGACGCCCGUUUAAUUUAUGCAUUUGAGGGCGACGGUCAUGGAUAAGGAAAGGUGGUCCACAAGAUGGAAAACGAAAAAGUGUCUCAGGAACUCCGUUAUCACCGCUAUCAUCAGUCUAACAGUAAUCCUACAGGCAGCACAUGUGAGAGCAGCUGAACCAGUAGAUGUGCUCAAGGUCUUAGACUUUAAAAGUUCACCUGAAGGAAUAAAGAAAACGCAAGGCUUCUGCACCAUCCGGAGAGGAUCCAAACCAGAUGUUGCCUACCGAGUGGACAAACGGGCUCAACUUAGUACCCCAACCAAACAGCUUUUCCCAGGAGCCGUCCCUCAGGAUUUCUCCAUCCUUAUGACCAUAAAGCCGAAGGUGGGAGUGCAGUCCUUCCUGUUGUCAGUAUACAACGAGCAGGGCAUCCAGCAGCUGGGUGUGGAGGUGGGCCGCUCUCCGGUCUUCCAGUAUGAGGAUCAGCAUGGGAAACCAGCUCCAGAGGAUUACCCCCUGUUCCGUGCCAUCAACCUCGCAGAUGGAAAAUGGCAUCGUGUUGCUAUUAGCAUAGAGAAGAAGACCGUCACCAUGAUUGUGGACUGCAAAAAGAAAAUCACUAAGCCACUCAGCAGAAGUGACCACGCAAUCAUUGAUACCAAUGGCAUCACUGUCUUCGGCACCAGAAUCCUGGACGAGAAUGUUUUUGAGGGUGACAUCCAGCAGUUCCUUUUGGUUGCGGACCCUCGUGCAGCCUACGACUACUGUGAGCACUACAGCCCUGACUGCGAAACCCCUCACCAGAACAAACCACAGGCCCAGGAACCUGAGGAGGAGUACAAUCCAGAAUACACCGAUUAUAAUGAGUUCUACGACUACACAGACGAAUCAACUACCACUGAUGUUCCCGCUGAGAAGGUCAAAACUGAUACCAAGCCCAGCACUACUGAUGCUGACUACUAUGUUGACUAUGGCACUGAAGCCCCUGCCAUCUCUCAUCCUUCUAAUGAGAAUCCAGAAAACAAGGAGGAAAUAGUGGAUGACUACAUUACAGGAAUGGAAGAAGUUGGAGUGGAUCCAACUCUUCCUCCCAAUGAGAAUGUGGACAUCGUUGAGUCCAAAAGCACAAAUGGCGGAGACGCUCAGGACUUUAAGCAGUACGACAUAAACGAAUACGAUGCGAAAGAGUUAGACCCCAACCAUUAUGAUGAUCCGUUCUAUGACUACAAUACGAAUGAAGCCAAACCCACCGGUUCUACCUACGAGGAUGAGUUUGGACCUGGCAAACCUGCUGAAACAGAGGUCACAGAAAGCAAUGUUGGUGGUGGCUAUGGUGGUGAGAAGGGACAAAAAGGUGAACCUGCAGUCAUUGAGCCGGGGAUGCUUAUAGAGGGACCCCCAGGACCACCAGGGCCCGCUGGCCUCCCGGGCACUCCAGGUAUACAAGGCUCCCCAGGCGCCCAUGGAGAUCCUGGUGAUAGGGGGCCUCCUGGUCGUCCCGGUUUGCCAGGCGCAGAUGGAGCUCCAGGGCCCUCUGGCACCAUCCUCAUGUUACCGUUUCGGGCUGGUGGAGAAGCUAUGAAAGGUCCAGUGGUGACAGCACAAGAAGCUCAGGCCCAAGCCAUCCUUGCCCAGGCCAGGCUGACCAUGAGGGGGGCACCUGGUCCAGUGGGACUGACAGGACGAUCGGGCCCUGUGGGUGGUCCUGGCGCACCUGGUGCUAAAGGAGACAGUGGAGAUCCUGGCCCACAGGGACCAAGAGGACUUCAGGGCUCUAUGGGACCACCUGGAAAAGCAGGCAAGAGGGGCCGAAAUGGAGCCGACGGAGCCAGAGGAAUCCCUGGUGAAUCUGGAGGCAAGGGGGACCGAGGAUUUGAUGGACUUCCUGGUCUACCUGGCGAGAAAGGACACAGGGGUGAGGCGGGUCCCAUCGGUCUACCAGGCCCUCCAGGAGAGGACGGACCAAGGGGUGAGGAUGGUGAGAUCGGACAGAGGGGAAUGGCGGGUGAAAGUGGUCCAAGAGGACUGCUCGGCCCAAGAGGAUCUCCUGGUACCCCUGGACAGCGUGGUCUUCCUGGAUUGGAUGGACAAGCUGGCCCUAAGGGAAAUAUGGGUCCUCAAGGAGAGCCUGGACCCCCUGGGCAACAGGGUAACCCCGGUCCUCAUGGUCUGCCUGGUCCUCAAGGCCCAAUUGGUCCACCUGGAGAGAAAGGUCCCAGUGGAAAACAGGGGCUUGCUGGGCUGGCUGGGGCAGAUGGGCCUCCUGGUCAUCCUGGAAAAGAGGGUCCUCCCGGGGAAAAAGGAGCAGCUGGCCACCCAGGUCCCCAGGGGUCCAUUGGCUAUCCUGGCCCCCGAGGUGUAAAGGGUGCAGAGGGCGUUCGUGGCUUGAAGGGCGGCAAAGGUGAAAAGGGAGAGGAUGGUCAUCCUGGGUUCAAAGGUGACAUGGGUCUCAAGGGUGACAAGGGAGAGGUUGGUGUGGUGGGCCUCAGAGGAGAAGAUGGACCUGAGGGGCCGAAGGGAAAAUCGGGUCCCAGUGGAGAGACUGGACCCAUGGGCACGGCUGGAGAAAAGGGAAAACUUGGGGUUCCAGGAUUGCCUGGCUACCCAGGAAGACAAGGUCCUAAAGGCUCUAAUGGCUUCCUUGGAUUAGCUGGAGCCAAUGGAGAGAAGGGAGGAAGGGGCAUUGCUGGCAAAGCAGGUCCAAGAGGACAACGAGGUCCAACGGGUCCCCGUGGUGGAAGAGGUGCCAGAGGUCCAACAGGAAAACCUGGAGCAAAGGGGACAUCAGGAAAUGAUGGACCACCUGGUGGUCCCGGAGAGAGAGGACCCCAAGGACCUCAAGGUCCUGUUGGAUUAGCAGGCCCUAAAGGCCCACCUGGACCUCCUGGAAAAGAUGGAUUGCCCGGUCACCCUGGACAGAGAGGAGAGACAGGUUUCCAAGGAAAGACCGGACCUCCUGGACCUGGGGGUGUUGUUGGGCCACAGGGCCCUACAGGAGAAACUGGUCCUGUUGGAGAGCGAGGCCAUCCUGGAUCACCAGGGCCCCCUGGAGAGCAAGGUCUUCCUGGAGCUGCUGGCAAAGAAGGUGGAAAGGGUGAUCCAGGCCCUCAGGGGGUUGGUGGAAAACCUGGUCCGGCCGGUUUGAAAGGGUUUCCAGGACAAAGGGGUCUUCCUGGUACACCGGGUUCAUCUGGCCUGAAGGGAGGAGAGGGUCCACAGGGUCUACCCGGCCCCAAUGGUUCUCCAGGAGAGAGAGGAGGAGCUGGACCAGGCGGACCUAUUGGCCUAACAGGGCGCAAUGGCCCUCAGGGACCCCCAGGACCCGCUGGAGAGAAAGGUGGUCCGGGUGAGAAAGGACCUACUGGUCCCGCUGGCAGAGAUGGCAUCCAAGGCCCGGUCGGUCUUCCGGGAUCAGCUGGACCUCAGGGUCAACCUGGAGAGGAUGGUGACAAGGGAGAGGUCGGUGAGCCGGGUCAAAAGGGAAGCAAAGGUGACAAAGGCGAACACGGUCCCCCAGGUCCAACAGGUCCUCAGGGUGUCAUUGGAGCUCCAGGACCUGCUGGAAGUGAUGGAGAGGCCGGUCCCAGAGGUCAGCAGGGAAUGUUCGGGCAGAAGGGAGAUGAGGGCCCUCGUGGUUUCCCGGGUCUUCCAGGUCCGGUCGGACUCCAGGGUUUGCCAGGCCCGCCAGGUGAGAAGGGAGAAAAUGGAGAUGUUGGCCCAAUGGGUCCACCUGGUCCUCCGGGUCCCAGAGGUCCUCAAGGCUCUAGCGGAGCAGAUGGUGCUCCUGGUCCUCCUGGAGGUAUCGGUUCAAUGGGUGGAAAUGGCGAAAAGGGUGAAACUGGUGAGGCAGGUAACCCAGGACCACCCGGAGAGCACGGUCCAGGAGGACCCAAAGGUGAGGUUGGGGAGAAAGGAGAAGCUGGACCUCCUGGAGCUGCAGGACCUGCCGGUGCAAAAGGACCACCUGGAGAUGACGGCCCUAAAGGAAACCCAGGACCUAUUGGAUUCCCUGGAGAUCCAGGCCCCCCUGGUGAGCCUGGUGUUGGUGGACUCGAUGGCCUUCCUGGAGACAAGGGAGAUGAUGGAGAGGCCGGUCAGCCCGGUCCACCUGGUCCAUCUGGUGAAGCUGGUCCUCCAGGACCUCCAGGAAAGCGAGGUUCUGCUGGCCCCGCUGGUCCUGAAGGCAGACAGGGAGAGAAGGGUGCCAAGGGAGAAGCCGGUGCUGAGGGACCAGUGGGCAAAACUGGCCCUGUGGGUCCCCAGGGACCUCCUGGAAAGGCUGGUGCCGAGGGGUUACGUGGUAUCCCUGGACCUGUGGGCGAGCAGGGACUUCCUGGUGCCUCUGGCCAAGAUGGUCCUCCUGGGCCGUUGGGUCCUCCUGGUCUUCCUGGCUUGAAAGGUGACCCUGGUUCUAAGGGUGAGAAGGGUCAUCCAGGUCUGAUUGGUCUUGUUGGUCCUCCCGGUGAACCAGGAGAGAAGGGUGACAGGGGAUUGCAGGGACCUCAGGGACUGGGUGGAGGCAAGGGUGAUGUUGGUCUUCUUGGUUCUCCUGGCCCACUUGGUCCCCCAGGUCCUCCUGGUAUUCCUGGCACACAAGGACAGAAAGGAUCCAAAGGAUCAUUGGGUUCAGCUGGCCAGAAGGGAGAACCUGGGUUGAUGGGACCACCAGGUCCACCGGGUCCCGCUGGUGACAUCAUCCAGUCCCUCCCUAUCCAGGCAAACAAAAAAUCAAAGAGGUCAGCCGAUGUGCAGGAUGACGAAGCAGCGGGUUUGACGGACUAUGGCAUGGAGGGAAUGGAGGAUGUGUUUGGCUCUCUCAACAACCUAAAGCAGGACAUCGAACGUAUGAAGUUCCCAUUGGGAACCCAGGACAACCCAGCCAGAACCUGCAAAGACCUCCAGCUCAGCCAGCCAGAUUUCCCAGAUGGAGUAUACUGGAUCGAUCCCAAUAUGGGAUGCACAGGAGAUACCUUCAAAGUGUACUGUAAUUUCACAGCAGGAGGAGAAACUUGCAUCAACCCCGAUAAGAAAUCCUCAGGGGUUAGAAUAUCAAACUGGCCAAAGGAGGCCCCAGGAUCUUGGUUCAGUGAAUUCAAGCGUGGAAAAAUCCUGUCUUAUGUGGAUGUCGAAGAGAACUCGAUCAGCUCAGUCCAGAUGACGUUCCUCAAGUUGCUCAGCUCUUCUGCCCGGCAGAACUUCACUUACAUUUGCCAUCAGUCGGUGGCUUGGUAUGAUGCCAAAGCAGACAACUAUGACAAGGCGCUGCGUUUCCUAGGCUCCAAUGACGAGGAAAUGUCCUACGACAACAACCCCUUCAUCAAGGCUCUUUCAGACGGCUGCUCGACAAAGCAGGGAUAUUCGAAAUCUGUGAUGGAAAUUAACACUCCUCGCAUCGACCAGGUGCCCAUCAUCGACGUCAUGUUGAAUGACUUUGGGGAAUCCAAUCAAAGGUUUGGUUUUGAGGUAGGCCCUGUCUGCUUCCUCGGCUAAAGGACACCCUUUACCGUCAUGGCAAAGGUCAAGGAGUGUGGCCAGCCAAGAGCCCCCCUACCCCUGGCAUCAGCCACCCACCCCUUCCUCGCGCCACAAACACAUCAGCUCCCUCACUGCGUAUUUUGAAAUGUUUGAAUGCCCCGUUUGAACAUUUGAAAACCGUUAUUGGAAUAAAAUUGUGAGAGAGGACUUGAACUGCCUGGUGGACAGUGGCGCACAUUCAGGGGAAGGAGGUCCAUUGCUUCAUCUUCUCACCACACUAUCCAGCCUAGAACCAGUAGGAUUUUUCCCAAACCCCCAAAUUGUUAUUCACCACUUUAUUGUCUUACACCUUGUUUUCAACCUUGAUCUCAGCACCACUUCUUUUAAAAUACCCACGCAGUCCUUAAUCUGUAUUCCUUAUGGAUCGUAUUCCUCUUGGUGCUGCUCUGAGAAAGACAACCACAGCGGUGUGCUCUUGUGGUAAACUUCCAAACACUUACGGUGCUAUAAAAGUGCAUUUUUGGUAAAACUGUAAUUAUUAUUUUGUACAAUACUGUUCUUUCUCAAUUUCCUUUUUAAAUCUUGCAUGUAUCAAAAUUGAUGUUAAGAAAUUUUAGUAUCUAUAAAGAGACUUCGCUAGAUAGCGUUUUUGUUUUUAUUUUAUUUUUUUCCAAGCAGCAUUACUUACAAGAUGUCAAUCCAAGUGUCUAUAAAAUAACUAUAAAAUAAAAUACGCAUUCAAACCAUCUAUAUUUGUAAUUAUAAAGUAUCCCUUUUGUAAAUAUCGGCCCAUUUAAGCACUAUGAGCUUCCACUCUAUCCAGGAAUAUAUGGGCAUUCAGUCAUGUGUCUAAUGUAGAAUGAAGGAUUGAACUGAAAGUCAGUUUUCUUACUUUCUCUUACUGAAGUCUGCAGAUUUCCACCGGCUUUUGACGUUCACAAAUGAUGCGGUGGGAAUCAAUGACUCUCUCUCAACGAUGCAAAAGAAACUUGAUGAAGAGUAACUUGAUGUUAAAUUAAAUAUCUUCACAGUAUACCUCAGUCUUUUGAAGGGAGUGUCAGAUUCGAAGAUGUUCAACCCUGUACAUACAGAGCCUUGGUUGGAUAAUCAAGUUGAUAUAUCUGCAGGGGAUUUUAAAAAUAAAAAAGGCUAUUUGUUA
Messenger RNA from Misgurnus anguillicaudatus (oriental weatherfish), 6843 nucleotides. The record is from RefSeq and is a predicted model, not a curated record. Lineage: Eukaryota; Metazoa; Chordata; Actinopteri; Cypriniformes; Cobitidae.